This is a messenger RNA of Cryptomeria japonica (Japanese cedar), 2528 nucleotides long. RefSeq lists its product as uncharacterized. NCBI's taxonomy places the organism in Eukaryota, Viridiplantae, Streptophyta, Pinopsida, Cupressales, Cupressaceae. Bases 273 to 2228 code for a protein of 651 amino acids. The transcript is spliced from 21 exons. Gene Ontology annotation, biological process: phosphatidylinositol dephosphorylation. The record is from RefSeq and is a predicted model, not a curated record. Gene Ontology annotation, molecular function: phosphatase activity.
AAUCGAAAUAAGAAUGAGAGGAAAGAGUUCCUAUUUUUGUUUCAUAGGAAAAGUUAAAUCUGAAAAACACUUUCUUUUAGUGCGUGGAACUUUCUUUAAUGUUUGGACUAAGUUUGCAGACAGAAUGUUUCAGUGCAAGAUUUGUUCAAAGACAAUAAGGCUGAGAAAAUAAAGAAGCUCAUCAACAAGAGUCUUAACAAUCAUUUAACAAAAUCGAAAAUUAAAAUAAUAAAAUCCGAUGUCCUAUAAGCUAUUUUUGACUGAGGAAAAAGAUGGAAGCAACGGGGAGCUCUGAAGGCGGCGAUCUAAUCUCCGUCCUCAAUUAUAACAAUGAAGAUUUGGAGAUACACACAGACAGGACGGAUCGACUCUCAGUCAAAAUAGUUCAAAUGAAAGAUCUGAAGAAACAAGUGAAGUGUGUUUUUCUAAAAUUAAAAGUAGGUGGUUUUUCGCGGAGGUCAAAUCUGAUUAAGAAUACUGGAGAGCAGGAUGGAGCAUUGAAAGUGAACCAAGAUUUCUCUUUUGAAGUGAUUGAUCCACAGAGUGAUGUACUUUCCAUUCAAGUUUAUUGCAAAGGUGUGUUUGGGCUGGUGGAUUGCAUCGGAACCUGCAAAGAAUUGCCUGUGGAAAAUAUUUUGAAGCAUACUGAUGGUGAUAAUAAAGUAUUGGAGGCACAGUGGUAUGACCUUUAUUCCAAAGAUGGAAGAAAGAAACGUUCAGGGCAGAUUCUGAUGCAUGUUAUAGUAGGCGCCAAAGAGGUAGAACAGAGGAUGCGUGCUUUUGUUGGAACUUGGAAUGUGGGGAAUUCCCAGCCGCCACUGGACUUAUCAGCAUGGCUUCCAACAGAUGCUCGUUAUGAAAUAGUAGCUAUUGGAACACAGGAGAGUGAUUAUCAACCAAGGGCACCAUUUACAGAAUGUGGGAAGGAUUGGUUGGAAACUUGCAAGAACAAUGUUGGAAGUCAAUAUAGAAUAGUCCAUUAUGCUUCAAGAGGCCAAAUGCGCCUGGUGGUAUUUGUACGCGAUGAUGUAGAGAAAGCAGUAUCUGAUGUUGACAAUGGAAGUGAAGCAACUGGUGUUGGGCAUGUUAUUGCAAAUAAAGGAGGUGUUUGCAUUUCUUUUAAGUUCUGGGACACAGGACUUUGUUUUGUUAACAGCCACUUUGCAGCACAUGAUGGCCAGUGUGAAGCACGGAAUGGCAACUAUCGAGAAAUAGUAAGAGAGCUACGAGUUGGAUUUCAAAGCAUGGACCUUUUGAAUCAGUUCCAUCAUGUGUUUUGGAUGGGAGACCUUAAUUACAGACUUGACUUUACUAAAAUACAAGAAAAUCCUAUGACUCCAGAGAGGCAUUUUUGGCAUGCACAGGUGAAACAAAUCCUGGAUGGAAAUUUCAAGCAGCUACUACAGUAUGAUGAGCUAUUGAGGGAAAAGUCUGCAUCAAGAGUGCUUCAUGGAUUCAUGGAGGGGGAUAUUAAAUUUCCCCCAACGUUUAAGAUGCAAAAAGAAUCCAGUAAUUUAUACUGUCACAAGCGAAUGCCAGCAUGGUGCGAUCGUGUGCUUUGGCGGACUCUUGAAGGAUGUGAUGCAAAAAUUUUGACGUAUACUCAUUGUCCAACCAUUUUAACAAGUGACCACAAACCUGUUAGUGCAACCUUUGCAUUGACAACGCAUUCUCUUCCUCCCUCAAUCUUUGGCAAUACAACUGAUGAUAAUACAAGAUGGCAUAUUAGAUUUGCAUCAUUGAGAGCAAGUAACUUACGAGCUUCUGAUGUAAAUGGCUCUUCUGAUCCAUACAUUUUAUUUACUGGGCGCAAUUUAAUUCAAGACUUCAAAUCAAAAGUCAAGCACCAAACUCUUAAUCCAGAAUGGAAUAUGCAUAAGGAUUUGCCAAUUAUUGUUCUUUCCACAUUUUCUCUUCAGCGGCUAGAAAAGGAAUAUUUGAUGAUUCAAGUGCUUGACUAUGAUUAUGCAUCAGCCAAUGAUAGUUUGGGUUUCACAACAAUACACUUGGCACCAGUGGUAUCUGCAUAUACAAGUGGUCUUUGUGAACCCACAUUGUUCAAGGUGGAAAUUUUGCAUAAUGGAUUGCCUGCAGGUACUCUUGAAGGCAGCAUGAAAUUAAGUUGGGAAAAAAAUUCAAUCAGAAGAAAAUCUGGAAUCACAAGAAGUAUUAUAAGCAGAACCCAAAGCUUGCAAGAAAGCUUUAAGAAAAGAGUACCAGCCAAGUAGAUUAUUCAUUGAUUGUAUAUAUUUUGUUUGUUUCAGGGUGUCCAUUUUCACCCAUUCCAAAUAACUGCAAGCCAGGACAGAUUAGAUUAUUUAGAUAUUCUUAAUAUUUGAGCAACCACUGAAUAACUUUUCAGUAUUGAUACAACUAAUUCCUAUCACUGCAUCAAAACAUUUGGAGCUUCUAUGUGAGGAUAAAUUGAAAACUCUGACUGACAAAUUGAAGUUAUAUUUCUUAUGUGGAUCAUAUAUACUUGUAGUAUGAUCAUAUCAUGUACAAUAUGAAAAACUUUUUGGUUUGCA